AUGAGGAAGCUCAAGGUCGCUCAGCGAGCUAUGGAGAGGGCUAUGCUCGGGGUUUCUCUGCGUGAUAAACUUAGGAAUGAGGAUAUCCGCAGUAGAACCAGAAUAACCGACAUAGCCCAACGAAUUAGUAAGCUGAAGUGGCAGUGGGCCGGCCAUAUAGCUCGAAGAACCGACAACCGAUGGGGAAGAAAGGUUCUCGAGUGGCAGCCUCGUACCGGUAGGCGAAGGCGUCCCCUCAUUAGAUGGAGAGACGACCUGGCGAGACAUGCAGGAAAUCAAUGGAUGCAGGUGGCUCGUGACCGUGCUUUGUGGCAUUCCUUAAGGGAGACAUAUGUUCAGCAGUGGACUUGUGAAGGGCUGUAA
Molecule: messenger RNA, 363 nt
Organism: Parnassius mnemosyne (clouded apollo)
Lineage: Eukaryota; Metazoa; Arthropoda; Insecta; Lepidoptera; Papilionidae
Source: the annotation of a GenBank genome assembly